Messenger RNA from Fulmarus glacialis (Northern fulmar), 1581 nucleotides. RefSeq names its product arylsulfatase family, member K (gene ARSK). The coding region runs from base 1 to 1581 and encodes 526 amino acids. The transcript is spliced from 9 exons. The record is from RefSeq and is a predicted model, not a curated record. Lineage: Eukaryota; Metazoa; Chordata; Aves; Procellariiformes; Procellariidae.
AUGCCAUCCUUGACUGCACAGGAUGGACGCUUGACAUUUUAUCCAGGAAAUCAGACUGUGGAUUUGCCUUUCAUAAAUUUUAUGAAAAGAUAUGGCACUGUCUUUCUCAAUGCCUAUACCAAUUCUCCAAUUUGUUGCCCUUCCCGUGCAGCUAUGUGGAGUGGUCUUUUCACUCAUUUAACAGAAUCUUGGAAUAACUUCAAAGGUCUAGAUCCAGAUUAUGUAACGUGGAUGGAUCUCAUGGAGAAGCAUGGCUACCACACACAGAAGUAUGGGAAAUUGGACUAUACUUCUGGACAUCAUUCAGUAAGUAACCGUGUGGAAGCCUGGACUAGGGAUGUUGACUUCCUUCUCCGGCAAGAAGGGAGACCCAUGGUGAAUCUUACUGGUGAUAGGAAGCAUGUGAGAGUGAUGGAAGCAGAUUGGCGGAAUACUGAUAAAGCAGUAAAUUGGAUAAAGGAAGAAGCCGUUAACCUUACUCAACCGUUUGUUCUUUACUUGGGACUAAAUUUACCACACCCAUAUCCAUCACCCUAUGCGGGAGAAAAUUUUGGAUCCUCUACGUUUUUAACAUCUCCCUAUUGGCUUGAAAAGGUAAAUUAUGAAGCUAUUAAAAUACCCAAGUGGUCUUCUCUUUCAGAGAUGCAUCCAGUAGACUAUUACUCAUCUUAUACCAAGAAUUGCACAGGAGAGUUUACAAAGCAAGAAGUGAGAAAUAUUAGAGCAUUUUAUUAUGCUAUGUGUGCGGAAACAGAUGCCAUGCUGGGUGAGAUUAUUUCAGCUCUGAGAGAUACUGGGCUUCUUAAAAAAACAAUCGUUAUAUUCACUGCAGAUCAUGGAGAACUUGCUAUGGAGCACCAGCAGUUCUAUAAAAUGAGCAUGUAUGAAGGAAGUUCCCAUGUUCCUCUUAUAGUUAUGGGGCCUGGCGUAAAAGAACAGCAGCAAGUACCAAAUGUGGUCUCUCUUGUGGAUGUAUAUCCUACUAUGCUUGAUAUAGCAAGAAUUCCUGUCCCACAGAACCUCAGUGGAUAUUCUCUUAUACCGCUGCUACAUGGAAAGGCUGAAAACGAAGUGUCACCCAGAGGGCCUCGGCCCUCCUGGGUGUUGAGCGAGUUCCACGGAUGCAAUGUGAAUUCUUCCACGUACAUGCUUCGAACUAGCAAAUGGAAAUACAUCGCGUACUCAGAUGGCCAUUCGGUACUUCCACAACUGUUUGACCUUACUGCCGACCCAGAUGAGCUAACAAACGUUGCCAUAAAAUUCCCAGUAAUUGUACAUUCCUUGGACAAAAUACUCCGCUCUAUAGUAAACUAUCCAAAGGUUUCUUCUUCUGUUCAGGAGUAUAACAAAAGACAGUUUCUCAGUUGGAAACAAAGUUUGGGUCAGAAUUACUCAAAUGUUAUUGCCAACCUUAGGUGGCAUCAAGACUGGUUAAAAGAACCAAAAAAAUACGAGAAUGCAAUUGACAAGUGGCUUAGUCAAAUGAAUCCUCAGGGUAUUGUGUCUGCUUUGCGGCUUUUGUGUUUUAAGAAGGACAUAAACAGACGAGAGCAUUUGGAGGAAAAUAAUAUAAGUGAGUGA